Hemicordylus capensis (graceful crag lizard) is the source of this 3361-nucleotide messenger RNA. It is a transcript of the gene CCDC178, whose product is annotated as coiled-coil domain containing 178. The coding region runs from base 292 to 2748 and encodes 818 amino acids. NCBI's taxonomy places the organism in Eukaryota, Metazoa, Chordata, Lepidosauria, Squamata, Cordylidae. The record is from RefSeq and is a predicted model, not a curated record. The transcript is spliced from 22 exons.
GCCGGACUCCCUUCCCUUGUUGAAGCUGCUGCCCAACCCAGCCUGCCAGAUUAGAAAACGCGGUUGAACUCCAGGUCUCAGACUAAACAAUGAUCUGCAAAACUGCAUGUUUUAUGAAUGCAGCAAAGAAAUUGUUCUUAUUUGGUGUGAAUCAGUAAGUUAAAUGCCAAACUGGAGCCAUCAGACAAGCUCAUGUUUUGCCUCACAGUGAAAUGUUUUUUGUUUUUUAAAUAAAGACACAAUAAAGAUUGAAAAGGGAAUUUAACAGGUGGCUAAGAACUGUGGGCAACAAUGACUGAAAUGCAGCCACUGUCUUUUUCUUCCAAGGGUAACACUCAAUCACCAGAAGGUGUGAAUGACAAUAUGCCACUGGGAAUUCCCUCCAGGCAACGUAGUUGUGGUGCUGUAAGCACUCCGACUGCUUGUGUUAACAAAGCUAUUCAUCACAUUCAAGAUUUAGAAGUGAAAAUGGAAGAAUCUUUUCAGCAGUAUGAUCAUUUAUAUAAGUUGGACAAAAUUCCACGGGAUUCAGAUACAGAAAGUGUUGAAGAAACUAAAGAUAUCUGGUUAUCAGUCUCUUCUGAACUAAAGGCUGAACAGUCCUUAUAUUGGAAAGACAUCCAGCCCUUAAAGCAAAAAACAACUACUGUUCUGGCAGAAGUCAUAGAGUUAGUUACAAGACUAGAAAAGGAACGUAAAGAGGCUGAAGAAGCACUGGAGUUUGAGAAACGCCGUAGGAAAAAACUAUACCUAAAUGCUGACUAUCUGUCACUCUGGAGGAUGCAACAGCUUCCCUUAGCUGUCCAAAAAGAAUGGGAAAACUGUUCACAAGAGGUAAUAGAAUUACAACUGCAUUUUGAAUAUAAAAAUCAGCAACUACAGGAUGCAGUAAACCAGCUCAUGAAAAUAGACAUAGCUAAUGCAAAGAUUCAGGAGAAUAUAGACUACAUGAAGAAAUACAGCCCUCUGGUGGGAGAAAAGCUGAGCUAUGAAGGUGGUUCUAUGGGAAAAAUACAAGAUAUAUAUAGCCAGACAAAAGCUGGAUAUGACAUUGUUCAUGAGAAACUUGAGAAAGUGAGAGGUGAACAUCAGGAAAUGAUAGAAGACUGUGAGAGAGAACGAUUUUCUAUGUCUCAGAAAAUAAUGGCAGCUGAGUCAUUGUUGAACCAUCUUAUGAAUGAGUUAAAAGAAACUGACAUCCUUUACACUGACCUCUGUAUCAAGAUAAAAGAAAAAGAGGCAGCAAUAUUACAAAAUAGAAAUCGUCUCAAAGAACUAGUCAAGCAAGACACAGAACUAAAGUCUGGUUUAAAAUCUUGGAAAGAUAAAGUAGAACGUUUGACUAAGAAAAUUAUCACUCAGGAUAAUGAGAAUAAAGAUUUACUAAAUGAAUAUUCUGAAACGCAGAAAAAUAUGAUGAAUUCAAAAUCCAGUAGGAAAUCUGAUCUUCAGAAACUGAAAGAUAAACUACAGGAUCAUCUUCAACAAAUAUCCGAUUUGCAAAAUGAAAACAAGUAUCUUUAUAAUGAAAAUGAUGGAUUUAUUCAAAAAUUCAGAGAUAGUUCAAGAAGGAAAGUAGGAUAUCUGUCAGAAAUUCAGGUUUUGGAGAAAAAUAUUCGUAGACUGGAAGGACAUUUAAAAAAAGUUGGUAAAGAACUUUAUGGUGUUGAAUUGACUUAUGAGGAAACCAAAGCAAAAUUGGAGGAACUGGAACAAAGCAUCAUCAAAGAACAAGCACGUUUCAAGAACUUGCAAGAUAAUGUACAAAAGCAAAUUAGAGAUGAAAUAAGUGCUUGGAAGCUGACCCAGAAAAGGGUUAAAGCACUGCAAAAAGAAAUAGAAAAAACAGGAAAGGAAAAUAAGAAAGUACAAGAAAAAUUUCUGAAGAAAUUAGCACAGAUUGUGCAGCGUGUGGCUGAUCAACAAGCACUGCUUGCAAAAAACACAGAAAUGCAAAAAGCAAAUAUUAAGAAAAUUGCCAUUUUGAACCAGAAAAUUGAAGAACUUGAUGAAAAGGAGAAAAAAAGAAACCAAGAGCUAACUGAUCGGAAGAAUUAUCUUCAAAAGCAGUUAAAUGAUGUGCAGGAAAAAUAUUUAGAUAUUUCAAGCCAGCUUGAUAAAGCCAAUGCAGAUAUUGAAAAAUUUCAAAAUCAACUUGCUAAACUAAAUACACUGAGCAAAGGAACGCAAAAACAGAUGGAUAACAUUGAGGAAUAUAUAGCAGAGUUGAGGGAAAAGUAUGCUAAAAUAAAGGCAAAGGAGCAGAAUGCCCAGACGUUAGUUGAUUUUCUCUGUGCUCGACUGGACUAUGUUGAAAAAAAAGUAAAGACAGACAACAGAGUAUUUGAAGAGUUGCUUUGGAAUAGACAGAAACAUCUGAAAGAUAAGAAGAUUGUUGUGGAUAUUGAUAUGGGAGAGAAUCUGCGUUUAGCUCAAGAAUAUCAGAUGCUCCAGAUAUGCUAUUUAAAUGACAAAAUCGGGCUUAUGGACUUCUGUGAUUAUAAAGUCAGGAUUGAAGCAGCAUUAAGAGAUCAGCAGCAGCUCUCUCGGCUGCAAAGCAAGAUGCACGGGGUAUUGGUGGAGUGCUUCAAACUGCGAGGCCUCUAUAGCCAAGCGGGGCUGGCGAAGUUCCAGGCAGCUUCUCAUGAGAAUGUUCAGAAAAUAUUAGCUGUGCAGGGGAGGUUGUCAAAGACCAUCCAACAUACGACCACUUUCUUGAAGUCUUUGACAGAUGGCUCAUCUACUUAGAAGACAAUGCAAACAACUAGUAUGUCUCAGGUGCUGAAAUAUAAGACAAGAAAAGUCACACAGUUCAGAUAACAGUGUAAUUGGACAUUCACCUGUUUGCCAUUUCACACUUCCAUGGACGGAAAACUCACUCACCUCCCAGCAUGCCUUGCCAUUCUUUUACUUACAGCAAAUCCAUAACAAUGAAACAGGUGACUUUCAUGCUGCUGUCAGGAACGAUCUAAUUUCAGCUCUGGGUGACUGAUUGCAAUUGGCUUUGCCUCAUCUGAUAAUUAAUCUAUGUCACCAUUAAUUGGAAGAGAGAAUAAUUACUGGCGGUGUUGACAGUGACUGUACGCUUCCCCAGAUUUCCCCAUUGUGUUGGCCCAAAUAAAGGCUUUGCGAUUCAGUACUUAAAGUUUAUGUAAACUAUAACAAUACCUAUGCCCAUGUGACACUUUCAGAUGCUCUGUUUCAUGUACUUUUGUUUUUGUGUUUACCAAUCUUUUUUAGCUCACUGAGAGCUGUCUCCCUCAAUCACUCCUCAAUGUUCUAUCUUAAUUUUGUGGAAGUUUAAAGUUUUCAAUGAGCUGGAGAUGAAUGAUUAAUGAAUAAAUUUAAAUGCUUCAUUUUG